AGCGAGCAGGCGAGGCGGAGAUGAAGGGGCGGAGAGCGGAGCGGUGAUGAAUUGGAAAGAUGACACGAGGCCCGGGAUGCGUAUAUUUUGCUGCGGCGGCGGCGGCGGCUGCAUGACUCCACGACGUCAGCAGCAGCCCCGGAGCCGCGGCGCGUCACGGUGGUCUCCCCCUCCAUCGUGCCGGGGUCUGCGGGAGUAGGGCUGCCACCGCCAGACGCCGAGCUCAGCGGGCAACUCACGGUCACAGCAGCGACGUGCGCGCUCGGUUGUUCCCGCGGCCGCGAACGAGAGGAACGUCUUCCCAGCACCGCGGGAGAAGAGAGGCGCCGCGCCGCGCCGGGCUCCGAGCUGGAUCGCGACCCGUCGCGUCUGCAAGCCGGCCAAGGUGAGCCCCGCAGCCCAGCCCCGAGGUAGCGGGAAAGGUGCCCAGGCGCGCCAUGGCGCCGCCGGAGAGCCGGCUGUAGCCGCCGUGAACGGAGGCUCCUGCCCGACGGCCCCCUCCGAGGAGAGCGCCCCGCCACUGCCGCCGCCAUGGACAAGGCCGGCUCCGUGCACGCGUCGGUGCCCACGCCGCCGCCGCGCCUCUACCUCCCGCGCAACUUCAGCUGCAGCGCCUGCCUCUACGGCAGCCUAGCCGACCAGUGCAAGGGGGGCUGCAGCCCGGAGCCCGAGCCCGUCGAGGGGCCGCUGUCGUCGUCGUCGUCUCCGCCGCCCUGCUCCUCGCCGCCGCCGCCCUCCCCGCCGGUGACCCCAGAGGCGGCGGCUGUCGCCCCCCCGAAGCCGCCCCCGCUGCCCGCCCCUCGCUCCCCGUCGCCGCCGACCUCUCCUCCGCCCGCCUCGCCCUCUUCCCGCGGCCGGGAGCCCACGCUGCCGUCGGUGCCUCCCAGCCCGACCCUCCGGCGCCGGGCCAAGUCUCUGCCCACGCCGGGCGAGCGGGGCUUACGGCCGGCGCUGCAGCAGAGCCCGUCCCGCCGCAAGACGGUGCGCUUCGCCGACUCGCUGGGCCUGGAGCUGAUCGCCGUGCGCCACUUCUGCCAGGCCGACGUGCCCCGGGUGCCGCCGGCGCCGCUGGCCGCCUCGCCUUUCCCGCUGCCGCCGCGCGCCGCCGACCUGCUCAAGACGCGCAAGCCGCCGUCGCUGGGCGAGCUGGAGCCGGUGCUCUUCGGGCCGCCGGCGCCCGUGCUGGAGCCCCUCUUCCCGCCGCAGCCGGGCGCCAGCGCGGGCUUCGCCGAGCGCGUCCGGCAGCACAAGGUGAGGCUGGAGUGGGUGCGCCCCGAGGCGUCGGGGCUGCGCGGCGCCGUGCGCGUCCUCAACGUGGCCUACGAGAAGCAAGUGUCGGUGCGCUACACGCUCAACCGCUGGGCCAGCUGCAACGAGGUGCCCGCCGCCUACCUGCCGCCGCCGCCCAACGGCCACAGCGACCGCUUCGCCUUCCACCUGCCCGUGGGCGCGGGCACCACGCUGCUGGAGUUCGCCGUGCGCUACCGCGUGGCCGACGCCGAGUACUGGGACAACAACGACGGCCACAACUACCGGCUGCGCGCCAGGCAGAGGCCGGCGGCCGCCUCGGGCCACGAGCCGGGCGCCGGCGCCUGGAUCCACUUCAUCUGAGGAAGGAGGCGCGCCGGCCGCCCCGCCGAGGUUCUCCGACGGCUCGAGGGGCCUCCUCUCCACCUUGCCGGAGAGCAGCAGGCUCCUUUCCCUCAACGGAUAUGGCGACACCCAGGAGAGUUUCUUUUAGGAUAGGGCGCAUGGUCAGACGUGAGGACCGAGGAGGAAAAUGACCCGUCGUUAAAGGCAGAGCCGUGGGGUGGCUCUUCUCUGUUACGCUCAUCUUUCCUUAUGGCCAGUGGAUGUGGAAAACAAGAGUCCAAAAGUCCCCUUUCCAAAUUAACCUCCAUUGGAUUGCAGAAUAGGUAAUAGCUUUGUUUGUUUGUGGCUCACUUUAUCCAUCUCCAACCACCUUUGAGUUGCCCUCCAACCAGCCUUGAUCAAAUCUCUCUUGGCAAGGAGGCUUGCAGUUCUAAUUAGAUAUUUAACGGGAGGUAAGCACCAUGACAACUCCAGCUUAGUACUCACGCAGAGCAAUCUCUGGGUAUAGUAACACCUAGUACUGCAAUGAAGGCAGGCAUGAUGGAAUGCUCCUGUAUUUAAAAUAAAUAAAUCUCUCCACCAUGAAAAUUGGCAUGUCAGAGAGACAUGCUAGUUUUCUGUGUGUAGGGAUUUUAAAAAGACACUCCCAUCAUAUGAGACAUUCCUGCAGUUUGAGGCUGUCCAGCCCAGACAUAGGUUAGCUUCCUCAGUGAGGAGUACAGUAGGUGACAUACAUUAGACCAUAAACGGAGAACUCACUGUAGAAACUCACUCACUGCAUUUUGCUUAAGUGUAGAAUCUUCUCCCAUAUCUGGAUCAGGGAGAACCAGCCUGCAACUUGCAGCAAGAGCUGGCUGUUCUCAGUACUGAUUGGCUGAAAGCUAAGUGACAUCACUAGCCCACAUUUCCCCUUUUCGCUGAAAUAGGUUUUCAGCAAGAAAAAGAAACAAAUCUGCUCCUCUUUUUAAAAAGAGGAAAGAGGGAGUGAAUAUACGUUUAAGCCAAUCAAUGUGCAAGCAGUGUCUUUCAAAAGAUGGCAGGUAGCCUGCCUGAAGCAGUGGGAAGGGCAAUGCAGAUUACUGAAUCAGUACAAUUGAUUUGUCUGCAUCUCGAAUGGGGGAGGAGGGGUGAGCCAGGCUCAAGCUG
This is a messenger RNA of Podarcis muralis (Common wall lizard), 2739 nucleotides long. The record is from RefSeq and is a predicted model, not a curated record. NCBI's taxonomy places the organism in Eukaryota, Metazoa, Chordata, Lepidosauria, Squamata, Lacertidae.